Messenger RNA from Serinus canaria (Common canary), 1328 nucleotides. RefSeq names its product spermatogenesis associated 17 (gene SPATA17). Gene Ontology annotation, cellular component: spindle pole. Gene Ontology annotation, biological process: mitotic cell cycle; establishment of meiotic spindle localization; spindle organization. The record is from RefSeq and is a predicted model, not a curated record. The transcript is spliced from 10 exons. Lineage: Eukaryota; Metazoa; Chordata; Aves; Passeriformes; Fringillidae. Bases 10 to 1143 code for a protein of 377 amino acids. Gene Ontology annotation, molecular function: protein binding.
CCCGUUGCCAUGGCGGCAGCGUCCUGCGGGCGGGAGGAGGGAGCGAGCAUGGCCGCCCUGGCCAGGCUUCAUGAGAGGCUGGCGGGACUCCGAGAGGAGUAUUUCCUUACGAACAGAGCUAUAGAUGAAGAGAGAAAAGCAAAAUACAAAGCUGCUGUCAAGAUCCAACGCUGGUUUCGAGCAUGCCGUGUCCGAGCCUAUCUGAGAUAUCUGAGCAAAAUGGCUAUUUUGAUACAGAAGCGGUGGAGAGGUUAUCUAAGAAGAAAAUACUUCAGAGAAGUAGUGGAGAGAGCAUAUUUUAUUAAGAAGCAGAAAUUCUACAAUGAAAUGGCUGUCAGGAUCCAGAAAACCUGGCGCGGCUAUUACGUUCGGAAGAAUAUCCAUAAUUUUUAUGCUCUGAAGAAAUACCUGCAAGGUGUUUCUGUGAAAAACGAGAUUGUCAGGCUUGAACUUCAAGAGGAGGCAGAAAUCAAGGAACAAGAAAAGAAAAUGAAAGACCUGGAAAAGAAAGAAAAGGAAAAGAAAUACCAAGCCCGAAAGACACAUUACCUCCUUAGCACUGAGCAGAUUCCAGGUGUCUACAAUUCUCCAUCCAGGAAAUCCCCUGAUCCAAUGGAACUGCUGCUGCGGCAGUCAAAGCCACUGACCCACAGAAAGCAGCAAGUGAAGAGUCCCUUUGCUGACGAGCUCUAUGGCUGGCCAACCUGUAAAAAGCCUCCAGCUUUUGUCACAUCACUGCCUGUGCUACCUGCUGACAGACAGAAACCUCAGGGGCCAUUCCGCGAUCCUGCUGAAGUGUUGCAGCAGCGCUACAAACCUGUGGAACCAACCCUGCGAGUGAGAGAAUCAAUGUAUUCAUCACCAGCCAAGACCAGAGAGCUAACACGAAGGGAGGAAUGGAGAAAUCCCAUCCAUGGCAAGGAAUUUCUGCCAUUUUCUUCACAUCAUAAAAAUUAUGAGAAGUAUGAGCCAUCACUUUUUAAGUCAGGCAAAUAUGGCCAAGAAGCUUAUGGAACUAAAUAUUUCAGAGAAGUAUAUCCUAAGAAGUGGAUAGCAGACAAGGACUUUGAAACACUGUUUUCCUCAAUUGCUCUCUUUGAAAAAUUUGGAAAAACUUACUCCAGCAGUGGGCAAAUAGUGUAAUUGUCCUGGAGACUAAAAACCAUAAGACACAUGAAAAGUAAAUGUAAUAAAUGUAUUACAGCAAAUACACAGCAGUAUGUUGAAUAAAUGUCCCAUAAAAUACUCUUUCUGUGAUGUAUACUGUGUCUGAAAUAGUUUAAAUUGAUUUCUCUUGAACUUUAGGCAAUAUGGCUUCCAAGAUGUAU